This is a messenger RNA of Symbiodinium necroappetens, 2333 nucleotides long. The record is from the annotation of a GenBank genome assembly. Lineage: Eukaryota; Dinophyceae; Suessiales; Symbiodiniaceae.
GCUCUGCUGCAUCCUCGUCAUCACCAGCCAUCGUGACGCCGCCUCCACGCACCCAGGCAAAGCAGCGCAAGCAGCACUAUCUGGUAAAGGAUCGUUCCUAUGGCUAUUUGUGUGUCCUAUGUGGGGGUAAUUCACAAGACAUCAGGGAGCUGAAAGCCAGGCAAUGUUUUGCCCUGCCCGAUCUGCAACCUUUGGAUGCACGCCUUGAAACAGCCUCGAAGUCAAGUGGUAGGGCCUCGAAAGCAGGGUCUCCGCCCCGUGAUGCGGGACCAAAAGGAUGCCUCACCCCGACCGAAGCUGAGUCAGAGGUGACCCCAGAGCAAGCAAUGAUGCUGGAGGAGCUGGCAUCCUUGCAGAAGCAGCAGGCCUUGUUGGAGGAGCUUCUGCAGCUGCAGGAGCUAAAGGAUUAUGAAAAGGCACUGCAAGAGGAAGAGGAGUUUUUUGAGCAGGCCCUGAGGCGAUCUGCUUUGGAGGCUGAGGAACAGGAGCUUACGAAGCGCAAACGCAGUGUGGAAGCCGAAAAGAGAGCAGAAGUGGCCCCAACAAAAAUCCCAAAGAAGACCCCUGUGAAUGAUGAGUUGCCAGCAGCAAUCCCAGGGGAGUCAACCGCAGCAGAGGCCUAUGAAGCCGGAGAAGCCCCACACGCAAUCGUGGAGUCAGCCAAAGCAGAGCCCCGUGAAGCCAAAGAAGCCCCGCAAGCAAUCGUGGAGUCAGCCAAAGCAGAGUCCCGUGAAGCCAAAGAAGCCCCGCAAGCAAUUGUGGAGUCAGCUAAAGCAGAGUCCCGUGAAGCCGAAGAAGCCUCAGCAGCAAUCCUGGAGUCAGCUAAAGCAGAGUCCCGUGAAGCCGAAGAAGCCCCAGCAGCAAUCCUGGAGUCAGCUAAAGCAGAGUCCCGUGAAGCCGAAGAAGCCCCGACUGCAAUCCUGGAGUCAGCCAAAGCAGAGUCCCGUGAAGCCGAAGAAGCCCCAGUGAUCCGUUCCGUGAAGCCCGUGGGUGUGGUUUGCUACUUGGUUGCAAUGCUGCAGAUGCCUGGGCAUUAUCCUGCUAGCAGCAUCGGAGGUCCAGACUUGGUCGACACCCUUCCCCAGGAGCUGUGCUUUGAUGAGCCAUGUAUGGAGGCACCUUUGGAGGAUGGCAUGGGUGCAGAUUUGCUGGGGACAUGUAGAAGGCUUCAGGUGCCUGUGGAAAAGGAUAUGAAAGGGAAGGAUGAACAGGCUUCUAGUGUAUCCCUGAGAAUUGCACCGGAGUCUGAUUGCGACGAAGAUGGGGAGGAGGAGCCCCUAGAAGAUGAUGUGGUGCUUGAUGUUAAGGAUGGGAAGCUAGGAGAAGCUGCAAAGGCUUCAGAGGUCCCUGCAAAGGCUGUGAGCCCCAGCAAGGCUACUGUCUUUUAUGAGCAUACAUUGCCUCCUUGCCCAGUUGAAAUGGACCACAAGCCCACAACACCUGCGGAGCAGCGAGAAGCCUUGGGUUUGAAGACGGGAAGGGGCCGAGGAGGUCGUGGCGGCCGUGGCCGUGGCCGUGGAGCGCCGAAGCCAGGCCGUGGCCGUGGCCGUGGCCGUGCAUGUAAGGAAGAGGAGGAACAGGAAGAUGAGGAACAGGAAGAUGAGCAGAGUGAGGAUGAGCCCAGCAUUGGCCCCAACCAUGAGACUGAUGAUGAGGAUGACGGAAAGUGUGGCAAGGGGCCCAAGGUCACAGCAAAGGCUAAGGGGAAGUGCAAGGCCAAGGCAAAACCGGCCCCGAAAGCAAAGGCGACCCCCAAAACCAAGGCAAGCCCCAAAGCAAAGGCCAAAGCAAAGGCGACCCCAAAAGCUAAGAGCAAGCCAGAGGAGAAGGAGCAGAAGGCAGGCAAGAGGGGGAGGAAGGCAAAGGAAGAAGAGCAGGAGGUUCCGAUUCCCAGUGCCGCCAGGUAUUCCUGCGUCACCAACAGCAUGGAAGGACUUCAGAUGAGUGAAGGCUGGGCUGUCCGAGCCUCCUCUAUAUAUAGAAAACCUGAGCCCAGGAUCUAUACCGAGAUCUUCGCUAAGAACCUACUGAAGGCUUUCCAAGAAUGGUGCAAGCUGCCUCCUGCGCACCGCGCAGAUAUCCGGGCACGUAGGUCUGUAAACCUGGACAACAGUGACAAGGAGAUAUUUGCUUCUUUACCUACCGGGGAUCUUUGGCUGGAUGCUCGUGUCCACGAGACGUUCCUGUACCUCUAUGGGUCCAAGAACUGUGUGAUACCUGACAGCUGGGUGGGUGUCAUGGAGAGUUUCAAAGACGAUGUUGUCCAGAAAGCUUGUGGAGAUGAGCGCCUCCGCUCUGAGCUGCAAGAACUGCAAGUUUGCUCCGAAGCCUAA